GGCCACUGCCCUCUGACCCCUCUCACCGCGUAAUCGGGGACACGCUCUGUGACCCGCUUUCCCGGAGGCGCCUUCUGGUCCUUCUGCUUGGACAGGACGGCGACCCGGGGGCGGAGGGGAGUGGCCGCCGCGGCCUAUUUCCGCGAGCAUCCAGACCCGGUUCGGGGAGCUCCACGCCAGCCUCCCGCAUCCACGCCGCCCGGUUGGCCCUCCGCCGUCAGCAUCCAUGCAGCCUCGUAGACCCCAGCUGCCCGCGCUGUUGCUGAGCCUCUGGCUGCUGCUGAGCCUCGCGCUGCCCGCGGCUGCCGUGGCGUCCCGGGACCGGGAGCACACCGAUGUCCCCACGCGGCCCCCGGCGGCGGAGCUGCCACGCGGGAUCCUGCGGCGGGCGGCCCACGCGGCGCUGCACUUCUUCAACUUCCAAACCGGCUCGCCCAGCGCGCUGCGGGUGCUGGGGGCGGUGCAGGAGGGCCGCACGAGGGUCGACCCUCAAGAGGGAUGUGAGGUGAACCUGGUGUUUAGCACAGAGCGCUACAACCUGGAAGAGAAAGGUGAGGAACGUCUGGGCAAAUGUUUCGCAAAGGUGUUUUUCAAGAAUCAAAAACCCAGACCGGCCAUUAAUGUCUCCUGCACGGGGCUCACUGAGAAAAUGAAGAGACAGGAAAGAGAUUAUCUGCUUUACAAGCAAGUGAAGCAAUUGAAGACUCCCCUGGACGUCGUCCGCAUCCCUGAUAGUCACGGACGUAUUGAUCCUCGACUGAGACCCAUCUGGGACUUGGCUUUUCUCGGCAGCUCUUAUGUGAUGUGGGAUAAGACAACCCAGUUUCUGCACUACUACCUGAUACAGCUCAGCAGUGUAAAGCACUUGAGAACCAACGAUGAUGGCAUUGACUUUGAUUUUACCGUUCUACUUCAUGAAUUCUCAACACAGGAAAUCGUUCCCUGCCGUAUUCUCUUGUUCUGGUUCCCUGGCAAACCACUGAAGGUACAGUACCACUGCCAAGAGCUGCAGAGCCCAGAAGAAGCCUCUGGAACUGACGAAGCAUCAGCCAUGGCACCAACGGAGCUCAGCAAUUCCUAAAGAGAAGAAGAUCUGUUUCUAUCGCAUCCUGAACAAGACGACUCCCAUACGAAACUCCCAUACUUCAACACUCCCAUACAAAAGCAAAGGUCCAGGCUCCUAGCAACUCAGGCAGGCCUGCGGCUGCAGGGAAAUAUUUCCCACCUGAUUGGCCUUGGUGUUUACCUCUGAGAGCAGAUGGUACCUAUCUGCUCAGGACUUGGUAAUCAGAGCUCACUGCUGAGUCUUGGUGCAGGCGGACCAAUGAGUGCUUUGCAGAAAGGGUUUCACCUCUGUAUUUGUGUUUUUCACUAUUUUUGGACAUAUUAUAGCUAUUUCAUGUUGUUAAAUGGUUCCCACUCGUUAUGUCAACAAAUAUCUUUUUUUCAGUGAAAAUAAACUGCAGGGAACUAUUAACUGCUAAUUUCCGGCAAGCAUUCCAGUUAAAAUUGCAAAUAAAUGUAUGCAUUUCUAAAUAAUAAAA
Arvicola amphibius (Eurasian water vole) is the source of this 1544-nucleotide messenger RNA. It is a transcript of the gene Rarres1, whose product is annotated as retinoic acid receptor responder 1. The transcript is spliced from 6 exons. The record is from RefSeq and is a predicted model, not a curated record. The coding region runs from base 227 to 1081 and encodes 284 amino acids. Gene Ontology annotation, molecular function: metalloendopeptidase inhibitor activity. NCBI's taxonomy places the organism in Eukaryota, Metazoa, Chordata, Mammalia, Rodentia, Cricetidae.